UCUCUUAUAUAUUCAUAGUUUCAUCCCCAAGCUCUCUCUUUACUAAACCAACCUCUUUCCUCUCUUUUAUGGCCUCCUCCUCCGGGAGCCUAGACACCUCUGCAAACUCCCAACCCACCAACUUCACCUUCCCCACUCACCCCUUCAUGACCACCUCCUUCUCCGACCUCCUGUCAUCCGGCGCCGACACCAAAACAAACCCAACAACCCGGAACUCCGGGUACGGGCUUUCGGAUCGUAUUGCCGAGCGUACCGGGUCGGGUGUCCCCAAGUUCAAGUCACUUCCGCCUCCCCAGCUCCCCAUUUCGCCUCCCUCCGUCUCUCCCUCUUCCUACUUCGCCAUCCCUCCUGGCAUGAGCCCCGCCGAGCUUCUCGACUCUCCUGUUCUCCUCAGCUCUUCCAACAUUCUUCCAUCUCCAACUACUGGGAGUUUUGCAGCUCAAGCCUUUAAUUGGAGAACCAAUUCUGGUUCUGGUACUAACAACAAUAACAACAACAACCAGAGUCUUAAACAGGAGCGCAAGAACUACUCUGAUUUCUCCUUCCAAACCCAAACCAGGCCUCCUCCAACUUCAUCAUCAACCAUUUUCCAAUCCUCAGACAGCUCAAUUCAGACUGCUCAAGAACAAGCUUGGAAUAACUAUCUAGGACCUGCCAAACAAGAUGAGUUUUCUUCAGGGAAGAGUGUGGUGAAAUCUGAGUAUGGUUCUUCAGUGCAGAGCUUCUCUUCUGAAAUGGCCACCAAUAUGCAAGGCAAUAAUGCUCAGGCCAACAGCAAUGGUGGUUUCCAAUCUGAUCAGUAUAGCAACUACAAUAACAAUAACAACAGCAGCAACCACAACAACCAGCUCCAAUCUCAUCAGUGCUUGAACAGGAGAUCAGAUGAUGGGUUCAAUUGGAGGAAAUAUGGCCAGAAACAAGUGAAGGGAAGCGAAAAUCCGCGAAGCUAUUACAAGUGUACUUAUCCAAAUUGCCCUACCAAGAAGAAGGUUGAGAGGUCUUUGGAUGGACAAAUCACUGAGAUAGUUUACAAGGGUACUCAUAACCAUCCCAAGCCACAGAAUACUAGGCGGUUGGGUUCGUCAGCGGCUUCCUCCCAUGCAAUUCAGGCUUCCAGUCACAACACCAAUGACAUCGCCGAUCAGUCUUUCGGCUCUCAUGGGAAUUCACAAAUGGAUAACUCCAAUGGAACACCGGAGAAUUCAUCCCUUUCUGUAGGGGAUGAUGAAUUUGAUCAGAGCUCCCAGAGAAGCAAAUCAGGAGGAGGGGAUGAGUAUGAUGAAGAUGAGCCUAAUGCCAAAAGAUGGAAAAAAGGUGAUAAUGAAUGUAUAUCAGCACCUGGAAGUAGAACAGUGAGAGAACCAAGAGUUGUAGUUCAAACAACUAGUGACAUUGAUAUUCUUGAUGAUGGGUAUAGGUGGAGGAAGUAUGGACAGAAAGUAGUAAAGGGCAACCCAAAUCCAAGGAGCUACUACAAGUGCACAAAUCCAGGCUGUCCAGUGCGGAAGCACGUAGAGCGAGCUUCGCAUGAUCUUAGAGCCGUGAUCACAACCUACGAAGGGAAGCACAACCACGAUGUUCCUGCAGCUCGUGGCAGUGGUUCUGCCAACCGGGCUUUACCAAGCAACAAUACCAACAACAACAUGAUGAACAACCACAAUGUAGCCUCAGCAAUGAGGUCUACGAUCCAUCACAGUACUAACAGUGCUGCUAACAACAACCCUCUUCAAAAUCUAAGGCUACCAUCAUCAGAAGGACAAGCACCUUUUACUCUCGAGAUGUUGCAGAGUCCGGCAAGUUACGGAUUCGCAGGGUUCGACAACUCCAUGGGGUCAUACAUGAACCAAACACAGCUCAAUGACAACACCAUGUUCUCUAAAACCAAGGACGAGCCGAGAGACGAUGCAUUUUUCGAAUCAUUGCUGUGUUGAUCACUCUGCAAAAUCUACAUCAGCUGCAUAGUUUUGGAAAGAUUUAGAAUCCAGAAAAGAAGAUCGAAACUCAAUACAAUAAGCACACUCACAGUCAGUCAGUCAGCCAGACAGGCUCAUUCCAUUCAUUGCCUUUUGUUCAUUAAUUUGUUUUGUUCUGUACAUUCUUUUUUACAGGGAUUGCUUUCUGUAUAUUCAUGUCAUAGAACAAGUUUCUAUUUUUUUCAUUGGUUUGAGGCUCUCCUCAAAUCAAUUGUUUUUAUGAUACCAAUAUGUUACAUCUGUAGUGAAAUUUGGUUCCAAAGUCUA
Molecule: messenger RNA, 2240 nt
Organism: Argentina anserina (silverweed cinquefoil)
Lineage: Eukaryota; Viridiplantae; Streptophyta; Magnoliopsida; Rosales; Rosaceae
Product: WRKY transcription factor WRKY24
Exons: 5
Coding region: 69-1931 (620 amino acids)
Biological process (GO): regulation of DNA-templated transcription
Molecular function (GO): DNA-binding transcription factor activity; sequence-specific DNA binding
Source: RefSeq, a predicted model, not a curated record